AUGUCUAGCUGCAUGGAGUCCUGCAGACCCUACGGGGUGAGCUGCCCUCAGCCGAUUGCCGAGAGCUACAAUGAGCCAUGUGUGCAGCAGUGCCCCGACUCCAGAGCAGUGAUCUUGCCUCCACCGGUGGUGGUGACAGUCCCCGGCCCCGUGCUCACUUCUUUUCCUCAGGAGAGCAUUGUGGGAUCGUCAGGCCCAGCCGGAAUGGGGGGCUCCUUCAGCUCCCAAAGCUCCCUGGGCUCUGGGGGUUCCUUUGGUCUGGGAGGAUCCCGGGGCUAUGGGAGCUCCUUUGGCUUGGGGGGUUCCCGGGGCUAUGGGAGUUCCCUGGGCUAUGGGGGCUCCUUUGGUUUGGGAGGCUAUGGAGGAUCCCAGGGCUACAGGAGCUCCUUUGGUUUGGGGGGCUAUGGAGGAUCCCGGGGCUAUGGGAGUUCCUUUGGUUUGGGGGACUAUGGAGGAUCUCAGGGCUAUGGGAGCUGCCUGGAUUAUGGGGAUGACAUGAGCUACGGGGGCUCCCUGGGCUAUGGGGGCCAGUAUGGCUCCAGUGGCUUUGGCAGUUGUGGCAGGUCCUACAGCUCUGGCCUCUCUUCCUGCGGUGCUGGCUAUUCCCUCCCUGGUGCCCAGCGGUGGGGCAGAUCCCGCCGCGGGAGCUGCGGAGCAUUCUAA
Meleagris gallopavo (turkey) is the source of this 663-nucleotide messenger RNA. Lineage: Eukaryota; Metazoa; Chordata; Aves; Galliformes; Phasianidae. The record is from RefSeq and is a predicted model, not a curated record.